Messenger RNA from Bipolaris zeicola 26-R-13, 417 nucleotides. RefSeq lists its product as uncharacterized. Bases 1 to 417 code for a protein of 138 amino acids. Gene Ontology annotation, cellular component: endoplasmic reticulum membrane; COPII-coated ER to Golgi transport vesicle. The transcript has 4 exons. Gene Ontology annotation, biological process: endoplasmic reticulum to Golgi vesicle-mediated transport. Lineage: Eukaryota; Fungi; Ascomycota; Dothideomycetes; Pleosporales; Pleosporaceae. The record is from RefSeq and is a predicted model, not a curated record.
AUGACUGGUGAAGCAUGGCUGUAUCUGUUGGCGGUGUUAAUAAACGCCGUUAACCUAUUCCUCCAAGUCUUCUUCACCAUUAUGUACAGCGAUCUCGAAUGCGACUACAUCAACCCCAUCGACCUCUGUAACCGUCUCAACACCUACAUCAUUCCCGAAGCCGCCGUUCACGCUUUCCUCACCUUCCUCUUCCUUAUCAAUGGAUACUGGAUGGCUCUGGUGCUGAACCUGCCCCUUUUGGCAUGGAACGCGAAAAAGAUCUUUGAGAACCAGCACCUACUGGAUGCAACGGAGAUCUUCAGGAAGCUUAAUGUGCAUAAGAAGGAAUCCUUUAUCAAGCUGGGCUUCCAUCUGCUCAUGUUCUUCUUCUACCUGUACAGCAUGAUCGUUGCUCUUAUCCGCGACGAGUCUCAUUAG